GUGAUUUUUACAUGUUUCGGGGAAAAUCUAGAGUGGGCUCAACUCGAGCCUCUGUUGGUGCCCAAUCACGCCCAAGUGCGGGUGGUAGGAAUUUCAAGGUAUUUUCGGAAAUUGACGGCACUAAAGUUGGUGAUGGGAUUAUGACAUCUGCAAGAGGAGCAGUCGCAACUUCAAGACGGAUUGCUCUGGUAGCUGAUAAAGGGCUUAUUCCAAAUAGCACCAGUAAACCAAAGGGUGGUCUCAAAAGUAUGGAUAAAAGUAGUGGCAAAUGUGGUACUUCUGCAAAGAUAAAUGUAAGAAAGGCAUUGACUGAUCUUAGCAAUGUUCAAGGAAACUCUACAACAGCUAGUGGGCAUGCUAGCUCCAAAGUGAAAGUUUCAGCAGGUUCCAGCGCUAAAGUAGGGGGCAUCUCUUUAUGCAAAUCCUUCAAGGGAAGAAAGCAUAGAAAUACAAGUCAAGCAAGCACAGAUUUGAGGUCAUCUUUGAAUGAUCAGAAGACUACUAAAAAUGGAGGUCAAUCGGUUGUUGUCACAAAGGACAGGUUUGCAAGGAAGGUUAUAUUACCCACAACUACAAGCACUUCAAGGAAGUCUUUACCAGUACCAAGGAGGGUUGGCGGGGAAGACAUGAGUAACACAAAGGAAAAUGGUAGAAGUUCUCAAACAGCAAAAGGCCAAGUUAAGGCAAAUACUGGCAGAAGAGAUAGUUCCCAACUAAUUAAUGCAAGAAGCCAUCUACUGAAGACUCGAGUUAGUGAUGGCUUUGUUCAAAUGGUUCAACCUAACAUUUUACAUGCAUCCUCAAGGAAGUCCACCAAGCCUAUUGUUAAGACCACACUCAAGGCUUCCACUGCCCAAAGUACUUUAAAAUCUAAAUCCAUAUCGGGCCAGAACAAAUCAAAAUCAACUGCGGCAACAUUGCCUCAGGAUGAUGAAACAGUUUCCUUGCCUAUUCCUGAGAAUAGUUCAAUGACAGUUUUUGAUGAUGCAAAUCAAACAAACCUUCCAUGUGAUGGAGAGAGUAACCUGAGAGCAGAUUUGUCAGAGUUUAUUCCAAGGAAAAAAUCCAGUCGCCGGAAAUCUUAUACAAUUUCAUUGAUUGAGAGAUCUAAGUUUCUUGAGGAAAAUGGUGAUGUUAGAGAGCAGGACAACCUACCAAAUAUAGAUAAUAAAUGCAAUCAAUUGGAAGUUUCUGAAUACAUUGACGAGAUAUAUCAGUACUAUUGGUUUUCUGAGGUACAUAAUCCAGUUCUAGCAAAUUACAUGUCUAUUCAAACAGAUAUUACACCUCAUAUGCGGGGCAUAUUGAUCAACUGGUUGAUUGAAGUACACUUUAAAUUUGAUUUGAUGCCAGAAACACUGUAUCUCACAGUUACAUUGUUGGAUCAAUAUCUUUCCCUAGUGACUAUCAAAAAGACUGAUAUGCAGUUAGUUGGUCUUACAGCACUUUUGCUGGCUUCUAAGUAUGAGGAUUUUUGGCAUCCUAGAGUCAAAGAUCUAAUUAGCAUCUCAGCUGAAUCAUAUACAAGAGAUCAAAUGCUUGAAAUGGAAAAGCUUAUUCUUAGAAAAUUAAAGUUUCGUCUUAAUGCUCCUACUCACUACGUUUUUAUGGUGAGGUUUCUCAAGGCUGCAGAAUCAGAUGAAAAGCUUGAACACAUGGCAUUCUUUCUCAUUGACCUAUGCUUAGUUGAAUAUGAAGCUUUAGCAUUCAAGCCUUCAUUACUAUGUGCAUCAGCUCUCUAUGUUGCACGAUGUACUCUGCAAAUAACUCCAGCAUGGACCCCACUACUUCACAAGCACGCACGUUAUGAAGUUUCACAGAUCAGGAAUUGUGCUGAUAUGAUAUUAAAGUUCCACAAAGCUGCUGCGGUUGGAAAAUUAAAGGUUACAUUUGAAAAAUACUCCAGACAGGAAUUCAACGGGAUUGCAGCUGUGAAACCGUUGGAUAGACUUCCCCUGUGA
Abrus precatorius (Indian licorice) is the source of this 1961-nucleotide messenger RNA. Its product is annotated as putative cyclin-B3-1. The coding region runs from base 12 to 1961 and encodes 649 amino acids. Gene Ontology annotation, biological process: mitotic cell cycle phase transition; regulation of cyclin-dependent protein serine/threonine kinase activity. The transcript has 22 exons. Gene Ontology annotation, cellular component: cytoplasm; cyclin-dependent protein kinase holoenzyme complex; nucleus. The record is from RefSeq and is a predicted model, not a curated record. NCBI's taxonomy places the organism in Eukaryota, Viridiplantae, Streptophyta, Magnoliopsida, Fabales, Fabaceae. Gene Ontology annotation, molecular function: cyclin-dependent protein serine/threonine kinase regulator activity.